Molecule: messenger RNA, 1813 nt
Organism: Physcomitrium patens
Lineage: Eukaryota; Viridiplantae; Streptophyta; Bryopsida; Funariales; Funariaceae
Product: anthranilate synthase beta subunit 2, chloroplastic
Biological process (GO): L-tryptophan biosynthetic process
Cellular component (GO): cytosol
Molecular function (GO): anthranilate synthase activity
Source: RefSeq, a predicted model, not a curated record
UGUGGACUGGAAUUUGGGAACGGCAUAGUUCGCGGAACACCAACUUCCGUCCAGGAAAGAAGAAUUGCGUCUAUUGAACGGAUGCAGCACGUCUAUGGAAACAUGGAGAAGCCUCAGGAGUAGCGGCAGUAAAGGGGAGCCGCAGGGCAGCAAGGCUGUUGUUAGUUUGGUCGCUUUCCCCCUCUCAAUCUGCCGAUUCACAGCCACACUCCAGCGUUCUCGCAUUCCCGCUGAUUCUCCAAGCCUAGCAUCACCCACAAGUCGCUAUGGCUACCGCUCAGCUUUCAAGUACGAUUUCCGCUCAGAUUCUUUCGAGAAGUGGGAGCUAUGGAGUGGAAGGAAAUUGUUACGAGUCGCAGUUGGGGCAGCGGUUUGUAUCUUUUAGGCCCACUGGCAUUUCAAGUGCCUCCUCUCCUGGAUCUUCGUCCAUUCAAGGAUUCAGGUUGCGUCAGUCCUUGUUUGAGGGGGACAGGGGCAAGGGGCGGUGUUCAUGGCGCGUCGAGGCGGCGGCUGGUGUGGACGAGCGAAUAGCAGAGGCGGAAGUGGGGAAGAGGGGAAGCGUCAUUGUGAUUGAUAACUAUGAUAGCUUCACUUAUAACCUAUGUCAGUACUUGGGAGAUUUAGGGUGCAAGAUAGAGGUUUAUAGAAAUGACGAAAUUACUGUUGAAGAGCUCAAAGCGAAGAAGCCGCGGGGUGUUCUGAUUUCUCCGGGGCCAGGGACUCCUCAAGACUCAGGGAUUUCGCUGCAGAUAGUGAGAGAGCUUGGUCCUACCAUUCCCUUGUUUGGUGUUUGCAUGGGUCUGCAGUGCAUGGGGGAGGCGUUUGGAGGGAAGAUUGUUCGUGCGCCGAACGGAGUAAUGCAUGGCAAAACGUCCCCUGUUUUCCAUGAUGAGAAAGGCGAACCUGGGCUGCUGGACGGUCUUCCCAGUCCUUUCACUGCGUGCCGCUAUCACAGCUUGGUCAUAGAGGAGGCCACAUUUCCAGCGGACCAACUUGAGGUUACAGCAUGGACUGAGGACGGGCUUGUGAUGGGAGUCCGUCACAAAGUCUACAAGCACAUUCAAGGAGUGCAAUUUCAUCCUGAGAGCAUCCGAACUCAAAACGGGAUGCAGAUCGUCGGAAACUUUCUUAAGAUUUUAGAUAGAAAGGAGGCGGCUGACAAGGAAGGAGUUGAAACACAAAUUUUGGAGAGUGUUUGAGUGAUGAGUGAUACUGGGAUCCUUUUUUCUGGGAAAGAUUGCCAGCAGCAGUAAGCUUGCUUUUGUUAGAUUCCUCUCCCUACAGCGUGUACCUCCUCGAAUAUGCACUCAAGCAAGCCUAGAGGUUGCUGCUAUAGAUUUCUCGGUAAGACAGGGUAUUAUUGAGGCAUUUUUUGCGCUUCCAGAUGGAGCUACUACCACAAGUAUCUAUCCUAUUAUUAUCUUUAACUUCGAUGGAUUUGCCAUGAUCACUGAGGUACGUCGAAGUUGUGAUUGGACUUGUAGUGAUCACUUCCAGAGCGAGCUAUCAAACUGGUGCCUAGAGGAGCAACGCAAGGAGUGCUGAAUUAUUCUAAUGAUCUCAUUUAGCCUAAGUUUUCCGUCAAACAUAGUGAUGUUUUUAAGUUCAUCUCGUUAGUGAAACAUCUCAAAGAAGGUACACCAUUAAAUUAUUGCAGGGGUUGUGAUGACUUUAUUUAAUAGUUGACCUCUUCAAUUGAGAACGCAUUGCUCUCCUUUUGUAUAGUUUCAAUCAUAUCAAAGCUCUAUUUGUUCUCUGUACCUUAAGCCUUGUGUAAGGCAUUUAAAUAAUCUCUUCCACGAUUAAGAUGGUA